Momordica charantia (bitter melon) is the source of this 1485-nucleotide messenger RNA. RefSeq names its product Regulator of Vps4 activity in the MVB pathway protein. Lineage: Eukaryota; Viridiplantae; Streptophyta; Magnoliopsida; Cucurbitales; Cucurbitaceae. The record is from RefSeq and is a predicted model, not a curated record. Gene Ontology annotation, biological process: protein transport.
CUGAGGUUGGAAACUUGGAAUCAAGAAGGGAAAAAAAAAUCGAUAUUUUUUUUUAUCGAAAAAUUCUUCCAUGGAUUAGUUGGAAAGAGACGGUGAACUUUUCAUAAUGUAGAAGAUGAAAAAGAAUGCAACUUCAAUCAAGUUGAUAUUUUUCUAGUCUCCAACCGAUAUUCAUCUCUGCGACUCAGCCCAGAACAUCGAUCAUCACAAAUUUGCUCGCCAGUACCGCUGCUUGACGAACCGAAAGUACUUAGCACUGAAAUAAUUCGCCGAGAGAGACUGUUUUAACUUUAAGCCUCAGUAAUGUCACUGCUCAAUCAACUCUUUAACAGAGGGGUCUUUGCUGGAAAAUGCAAAACUUGCUUGAGCCUGGCAAUUUCGCGAAUCAAGUUGCUGCAGAAUAAGAGGGAUCUGCAGCUGAAGCAUAUGCACAAGGAGAUAGCACAGUUCUUGCAGGCCGGGCAGGAACCGAUAGCUCGGAUUCGGGUGGAGCAUGUAAUACGGGAACAAAACAUAUGGGCUGCAUAUGAAAUUCUAGAGCUUUUCUGUGAGUUUGUUCUUGCUCGUGUUCCGAUCAUCGAAAGCCAGAGAGAAUGUCCAGUUGAAUUGCGAGAGGCUAUUUCCAGCAUAAUAUUUGCUGCUCCUCGAUGUUCUGACCUUCCAGAUUUACUGCAGUUGAAGAAUUUAUUUGCAGUCAAAUAUGGCAAAGAAUUUGUCUCUGCUAUUUCUGACCUUCGUCCUGAUUCUGGUGUUAAUCGAUCAAUUAUUGAAAAGCUUUCAGUGAGUGCCCCUCCUGGAGAGUUGAAGCUCAAGGUCAUGAAGGAGAUCGCACAAGAGCAUGGUCUCAACUGGGAUUCUUCCAACACUGCAUCUGAAUUUAGUAAAACCCACGAAGAUCUACUGGGCGGACCGAAGGUAGUACACGGAGCAGCAGCCUCUCAAACUCCCCUCCAACAUGGCUCUUCCAAUUCUUCCGGGACAGCACGUCCUGUUGUGUCUCCCACGGGAAAGCAAGAACCUGAUCGCCACCAUACAUUCAGCCCAAUUAACAAUACUACGAUAAAUGAAAUAAAACCAGCAUCGAAGAAUUUUAAUUUCAAACCAGAAGUUGAUGCUAAAUUAGACACAAUACCACCUCCAUCCGACAUAUUAGAGAAAGCCAGAGCUGCCAUCGCUUCAGCUGAACGUGCCACUGCAGCAGCCCGUGUAGCUGCCGAGCUAACUAAUGUCAACCUUGGAGCAAUGAAGCUUGAAGGAGGAGCACAAGCUUCUGAUUGUUGAAGACAGAAAAGAGAAGGUAAUAUAUACAUUAUUGUUUGAUUCUGAGGCAUAAAUUCUGUGUUUGAAGUUACUCACGAGUGUUGAAAGAUUGAAGAGUGAAGAGUCAAUCCACAAGUGGAACCAAAUCAAAUCAAAUGUAUGUAAUUAAUACAGUUACAAGUAAAAUUUAUUUCCAUGUAUUUGUUGUGUGGUUAAGUCGUAAAA